Molecule: messenger RNA, 1297 nt
Organism: Seriola dumerili (greater amberjack)
Lineage: Eukaryota; Metazoa; Chordata; Actinopteri; Carangiformes; Carangidae
Gene: c1ql3b
Product: complement C1q-like protein 3
Exons: 2
Coding region: 310-1110 (266 amino acids)
Molecular function (GO): protein binding
Source: RefSeq, a predicted model, not a curated record
ACUUGAGCAGCUGACUUUGUGAUGCACAAUCACAUAACGCAGAUUGUUUAGUUUUUCCUCUCAGAGAGUCUUUUGCUGUUGUUUUUCUCGCGGUGAGAAAGUGGAGAUGAACCAAUUGGACGGAUAUUGCAGCGCGUAAAAAUUGUGGAUGGUUACUUUUGCGCAUAAACAUUUAAAGGACCAUUUCGCCUCCAAAAGUUGCAGUAUAAUACAAGAACAGGUGAAAUUCUCAUCUCUGCAAAGAUAUCGCCCACAAGCAGGCUGGAAGACCAUCCACUCCGGAGAACACCGCGAAUCCGCAGAGCGCAGAUGAUCGCAACUGGUGUUUGUGGCGUCGCGCUGGUGCUGGUGUUGGUGGUUCUGAUCCCUGUCGUGGUGAACUCCGCCGGGACUCCUGCCCGCUACGAGAUGCUCGGAUCCUGUCAAAUGGUGUGCGACUCUCACGGGACCGCAGCUACAGCUACGGCCAAGGCAACCAACCCGAUCAAAGACAACCGCCUGGUCCAGUCGCUUCCGACGUUCAUCCAAGGUCCUCAAGGGGAGCCGGGGCGCGCCGGGAGGAUGGGACCGAGGGGUCCGGUUGGCGAGCCCGGGCCACCUGGACCUGCGGGUCCUCCCGGAGAGAGAGGGGUACCGGGCCCUCCGGGUCCACCCGGAGCACCCGGAGUAAAUGGGCCCAACGGUGCCAUCAGCGCUGCCACUUACAACACAGUCCCAAAGAUUGCAUUUUAUGCAGGACUGAAGAAGCAGCAUGAGGGGUAUGAAGUGCUGAAAUUCGACGACGUAGUCACAAACCUUGGCAACCACUAUGAUCCCGCCACAGGGAAAUUCACCUGCUCCAUACCGGGGAUUUACUUCUUUGUUUACCAUGUGCUGAUGCGGGGCGGAGAUGGAACCAGCAUGUGGGCUGACCUCUGUAAAAACAAUCAGGUGAGAGCCAGUGCCAUCGCCCAAGACGCCGACCAGAACUACGACUACGCCAGCAACAGUGUGGUCCUACACCUCGAGCCCGGGGACGAGAUUUACAUCAAACUGGAUGGCGGGAAGGCGCACGGGGGCAACAACAACAAGUACAGCACCUUCACCGGCUUCAUGUUGUACGCUGAUUGAAACACGGAAGAGGUCUGCUGAGGGAGGGGGAUCUGCUCUGCAUAUAGCUUGCUUCAUUGCUCGGUCUCAAUUCAAUGUCAGAUGGAUUAUUAGAGACAGAGCUCACCAUCUCCAUAUUGCAAAAAGGGUGAAGGAAGAUGUGGAGGAAGUCGUGCGAAAAAAAGAGAGACAAUGACUGUACUUUGCA